GCCGCUGCAGGCUGUGUUGUCCAACAUGGCCCAGGCGAGCCAGCUCAGGACGGCUCUGGAGAGCACGCUGAAUGAGAUCUUCAGGGUGACAGUGACAGAUAUUCUCCGCUCGUUUGAGCCAACUCUGCUGGAAUAUGAAGGCAAAAUGCAGAAGAUGGAGGCGGAGAACGAACGUCUGCGGCGGCUGUUGUUCGGGCUGGAGGCUGCAGGCCGAGGUGUGAUGGCCCCCACUGCACCCACAGAGAGUUUGACUUCAGAUCGGAACAGUCUACUUCCCAUCAGCCCCUCACCUGGCUUGUUCAAGGUGUCAAUAUGCAGCAGCGACAAAAAAAGUUCCAGGAGGAAGCACAAGGAUAAGAUGAGGAGUAGCGUGUCUGCUCUUCAGUCUAAUCAUCUGCUGGAAUCAUUAUCUCAGAGCCCAUCAUGCACCAAUUCAUCCACACAAACCACACAGACUGUGAAGGAGGAGUCUAGCUUUUGGUCAAGGAGUGCAGUUGACCUUACACCUUCAUCUUUGCUCCCUCUGAAGACUGAAGACUCAGAGCUCAUGCUGGACUGUAAAGAUGAGUUUCCUCCUGCUCUCUCAUUUGAAGACUUUCAGGAACCUUUGAGGAGUGAUGUAGCUGUCAAACCUGACUGCUUUGGAGAUUCCAAUGAAGGAUUUGUCAAGGAGGAAGACGAGGAAGAGGAAGUGCAGUCUGACAGGUGGAGCUGUUAUCCAAAGUUAGAGGUUUCGGCCGAUGAAACAAAUCUCGGAGAAGCAAACCCCCAUUUAGCUGAGCUUCCUGAAAAUGUUGACAUGAACAUCCAGGACAAUCUUUACUCUUGUCCCCACUGUCCGGAAACAUUUAAUGAUGAGAACUCCCUCGACCUCCAUGUGGCGACCCACACUGGUGAGAAGAUGUAUACCUGUAGCUACUGCAACAAACAUUUUAAACGUGCUGAUCUCCUCAGGUCGCACCGACUCACCCACACCGGGGAGCGUCCGUACAGCUGCAGCAUCUGCUCCAAAACGUAUGCACAUUCCAGUCAGCUGAGGAUUCACAAGCGCCUGCACACGGGAGAGAAACCGUACGCCUGCACUCACUGCGACAGGCGCUUCAAUGAGCUCAACCAGCUCAAAGUCCACCUGAGGACUCACACUGGAGAGAGGCCGUACAGCUGCCAGGACUGUGGGAAGACCUUCAGCAACACUGGGAAUCUGCGCAUUCACGAGAGGAUCCACACAGGGGAGAAGCCAUACUGCUGCACUCACUGUGGGAAGAGGUUCAACGGCCUGGGGGACCUGAAGACUCACCUCAGGAUCCACACUGGCGAGAGGCCCUACCGCUGUGAGCUGUGCCAGAAGACUUUCAGCCAGACCGGUCACCUGACAAUCCACAUGCGGAUGCACACGGGAGAAAGACCCUACAGCUGCAAAGUCUGUGACAAAAAGUUCACGGUAGCCAGCAGCCUCAAACUUCACGAGAGGAUCCACACAGGAGAGAAGGAGUUCAGCUGCUCAGUCUGCAACAAGAGCUUCAGUCGACUGGCCCACAUGAAGCGACACGAGCAGGUUCACACCGGGGACAAGGUUUAUCUCUGCAACCAGUGUGGGAAAAGCUACAGUGACCAGUCGUCGCUGAACAAACACAUUAAGGUGCAUCACCACAAGCGUGAAGAAAACCCUUCUGGGUCCUCAUCACCUUAAAAGGGGAUUUGAGUUGUUAUCCUGCAGCAGAUUAGUUUUUAUCAUUGAAGGUCCCUCGAUAUAUAUAUGUACUAUAUAUUUUAUUUUUAUGAUUCUGUUUAUUUAUUAAAAUGUGAAUAUUUCAUUUAAAAGAUGCAGAUCUACUCAGCUGCGGUUUUAUUCGUGAAUACACCUAUUGCUCUCCUUGAUAUCAUCAUGAAUCAGUCAUGAUGUUGCCGCUCAAGCAGGCUGACAUGAGGAUCAGGCUUUCCUGGGAUUGGUCCGAUCCAGGCUCAAAUAAAGUAGUAAAAGAAACAAAGGUUUCACUGCUGAGUUGUUCGAGAAAAAGCUGAUGGAAAAAUCUGCUGUAAUAUAGAAUGUGUAAUUUAUAUAUAAGGCCUGUCGGCAGUCUGUAUCCUUGCCUGUGUUAGCCAGAGGUUAAAAGGAAAAUAAAUUGUUUGAUCGUAGAGCAGCCCACGUUUUGUGUUUCUCUAGAGAGUAUAUACACAAUCUGUCAGUCUACCUCCAGGUUGCUUAAAUGUUCUUAUGUACUCAUUUGCUGUUCUCAAUGUGUUGGUGUUAAACGUAUAGCACUGAACAAAUUAGAAUGUUCUAGCAAUGGUUUCAUUCAAAUCUUGGAAAGCAGAUGAUCCACCCUUGAAAUGUCUGUCACGACUGUUUGAUCGAUUUAUUAAUUUUCACAACUGGGCUUUAGAUGCAACAUGUGAAUUGUCUUGAUGUUACUUGUGUUCACAUAUGACCAGCACAUGUCCCGCCUGGAAAGUGGAUGUGUUUCUGGUCAUUAGACUUUCAAAAGAAACUGGAAAUAGAUUUGUUUUAUUCUUGCUGCUGCCUUGCAGUUUCAACAAUAAGACAGUUCAUUGUUUGUCAUUUUACAUAAUAAACUGUGUUGAAUUCAACAACUGUCUUUUAUUUAUUUUUUUCACACCUAUGCAAAAAACUAUGUAUUGACGUAUAGUGAGUUAUACUGCACACUGCCUGUUAUUCAUAUGUGAUGAUGUUAUUUAUGUUGGUUUAUAAAUCCUUUUUUCAUAUUUUAUUAUUCUACUGCAGAGAUGGCACAAUAAAAACAAGUCUUUUCAGAAGUCAAUAACAUACUGUGU
Messenger RNA from Synchiropus splendidus (mandarinfish), 2793 nucleotides. Its product is annotated as zinc finger protein 883. Lineage: Eukaryota; Metazoa; Chordata; Actinopteri; Syngnathiformes; Callionymidae. Gene Ontology annotation, biological process: regulation of transcription by RNA polymerase II. Gene Ontology annotation, cellular component: transcription regulator complex; PcG protein complex. The record is from RefSeq and is a predicted model, not a curated record. The coding region runs from base 26 to 1690 and encodes 554 amino acids. The transcript has 2 exons. Gene Ontology annotation, molecular function: DNA-binding transcription factor activity, RNA polymerase II-specific; RNA polymerase II cis-regulatory region sequence-specific DNA binding.